UGGCGGUUGCUCUCCACACACAGGCAGAGCGGCUCCGGGACCGAAAAUGUCGGAACGCCAAGUUCCCUUCACUUUCCUACGCAGCCCGAGUUGGGAUCCGUUCCGGGACUGGCACCGGGGCAGCCGGCUGUUCGACCAGUCUUUCGGGAUGCCCCUAAUUCCGGAAGAUUGGUACAAGUGGCCGGCGGGGAACACCAGCUGGCCGGGCUACGUCCGCCCCAUGGUCAGCCCGAGCCCCGAGCCGGUGGUGACAAGCCCCGUGGUCGCCUCGCCGUCCGCCAACCCGGCCUACAACAGGGCCUUAAGCCGACAGCUGAGUAGCGGCAUUUCCGAGAUCAGGCAGACGUCAGAGAGCUGGAAGGUGGCCCUGGACGUCAACCAUUUUGCCCCCGAGGAGCUGGUGGUGAAGACGAAAGAUGGGGUGGUGGAGAUCACCGGCAAACAUGAAGAAAGACAAGAUGAACAUGGGUACAUUUCUAGAUGCUUCACAAGAAAAUACACGCUGCCGCCCAAUACCGACCCAGCAGCGGUCCGCUCAUCGCUUUCGCCCGACGGCAUGCUGACGGUGGAAGCCCCCUUGCCCAAGCCGGCCAUUCAAUCUGCCGAGAUCAAGAUCCCCGUCACCUACGAGACUCAUGCCCAAAUCACCCCAUCAGAGGCCAAGAAACCUGAGGAGGCCGUCAAGAAAUAAACAGCCCGUGGGGAUCUGCAGCCCAUGGAUAGAAAACGGCGGGUUU
Messenger RNA from Elgaria multicarinata webbii, 737 nucleotides. RefSeq names its product heat shock protein family B (small) member 1 (gene HSPB1). The record is from RefSeq and is a predicted model, not a curated record. Bases 47 to 691 code for a protein of 214 amino acids. The transcript has 3 exons. Gene Ontology annotation, biological process: protein refolding; negative regulation of apoptotic process; response to heat. Lineage: Eukaryota; Metazoa; Chordata; Lepidosauria; Squamata; Anguidae. Gene Ontology annotation, cellular component: nucleus; cytoplasm.